CGAACUCUGAAGCUGACUGUUUGCCGACUCUGCUGGCAGUUUGCUAUAUUACUUGCAAAUUUGCAACUUGUCUGUGCGGGCGACUACCGGCUUCAACUGUCUCACUGAAUUACUAAAUAUUUUAGCUGCCCGGGUCCAAUCCUGAGUUAUAAAGAAGAAGUAUCUUAUAAUUAUUUGGAGCCAUGGCACUUCCAUCAACUUACAAACAAAUAGCCAUAAAUCAACAGUCUCCUGCUCGUGCUCCAGUCACAUUCAACAUUUUGAAAGCGACUAAAACGGGAUCCUAUCAAAAUGAACGUUUAAGACCGGGUGGAAGUUCCAGCCAAUUAUCUGGAUCUAAAGAUCAAAAUCAAAGUCCAUUCAUUCCAAAUAGCCAUGGAAAUCCAGCAUUUCACCCACAAAAAAUAUCAAAAGCUGCUGCGGAUGCUCGUGGUAUUAAACCUCCCAAACCACCGGAAAAACCUCUUAUGCCAUACAUGCGAUACAGUCGUAAAGUUUGGGAUCAAGUAAAGGCAGGUAACCCUGAUUUGAAGUUAUGGGAAAUUGGUAAAAUUAUUGGACAAAUGUGGAGGGAUCUUCCAGAUGAUAACAAACAAGAAUACAUUGAUGAUUAUGAAUCAGAAAAGUUAACCUAUGAAAAAGCUAUGAAGUUAUAUCAUACUUCGCCAGCCUAUUUAGCCUAUCUACAAGCAAAGAAUAAAGGUAAAUUGAAUCAAGUAGAAGAUAGAGAACCACAUGAAAGAUCAACAGGAGGUGGUAAACAAGCUGCAGCAGACCGAAGAAUUGAAAUACAACCGGCUGAAGAUGAAGAAGAUCAAGAUGAUGGAUUCAGUGUUAAGCACGUAGCUUAUGCUAGAUAUAUAAGAAAUCAUAGAUUGAUUAAUGAAAUAUUUUCUGAUAGUGUCGUCCCUGAUGUUCGUUCCGUGGUCACUACUGCCCGUAUGCAAGUUCUAAAGAGACAGGUUCAAAGCUUAACUAUGCAUCAGAAAAAAUUGGAAGCAGAAUUACAACAAAUUGAAGAAAAAUUUGAUACUAAAAAAAGAAAAUUUAUCGAAUGUAGUGACACAUUCCAACAAGAACUGAAAAAACACUGUGUUCAAGCAGUAUCAGAGGAAGCAUUUCAAAAAAUGGUAGAACGCCAGGUUGAGAUAUUGCAAAAAGAACGAACUAAAACUGUAUGCCCACCAGGACCCCCUGAAGAAUUUUCUAAAGUACAUUGUGAACAGCAAUUAGAACAAAAUGGAGCUGUACAAUCUGUUGAGGAAGAUACUUCAUCGUGUGUGGUUGCUUCUAGUACCACUGAUGAUAGUUCAAAUAUGGAAGUUGAGUCUGGUAUAACUUCGGACAGUUCAUCAAAAUCUGAACAACUUGUAUCAGAAACUAGGGAAAAUGGAGAAAUUACAACUUCUCCACCACAACCUUCGCAUCAACCUCAAUUAUUGAAAGAACAGCAGCCAGCUCAAACUCAAUCACAACAAGCUCCACAAUUCCAAGCACAGUCACAAUUUCAUCAGCAAUUAGCUCAAACACAACCUCUGCAGCCUCAGCCUUCUCAACAAUCUCUACAAUCGCCUCAACAACAACUUAUACAGCCACAGCCUUCAUUACAACAAUUGCCGCAAGCACAGUCUUCAUUACAGCAAUUGCCACAAGCACAGUCUACAUUACAGCAAUUGCCACAAGCACAGUCUACAUUACAGCAAUUGCCACAAGCACAGUCUACAUUACAACAGUUGCCACAAACACAGCCAUCGUUACAACAAUUGCCACAAGCACAGUCUUCGUUACAGCAAUUGCCACAAGCACAGCUAUCGUUACAACAAUUGCCACAAGCACAACCUUCAUUACAGCAAUUGCCACAAACACAGCCUUCAAUACAGCAAUUGCCACAAGCACAACCUUCAUUACAGCAAUUGCCACAGGCUCAGCCGGAUAUACAACAACUAAUGCAGCCACAGAGUUCGUUUCAACAAUUACCACAGCAACAAACCCCAGAACAAGUCUCUCCGCAGUCUCAACAACAACACUCUCCUCAACCACAGUUGCAGUCACUGAAUCAUCAUCAACAACAACCUUUGCAGUCAAAUGUACUACAGCCACAAACUCCACAGCAACAGUCUUUACAGCCACAACCUUCUCAACAACAGCCUUUGCAACCAAAUUCUCCUCAGCAACAACAUUUGCAGCCAAGUUCUCCUCAACAACAACCUUUGCAGUUACAUACUCCACAGCAACAACCUGUACAGCCACAUACUCCACAGCAACAACCUAUACAGCCACAUGUUCCUCAGCAACAGUCAUUACAACCAAAUCCUCCACAACAACAGCCUUUACAGCCAAAUCCUCCACAACAACAGCCUUUACAGCCAAAUCCUCCUCAACAACAACAGUCUUUACAGCCAAAUCCUCCUCAACAACAACCUUUGCAGUCAAAUGUUCCGCAGCAACAGCUUUUACAACCACAUCCGCCUCAACAACAGCCUUUACAACCACAUCCUCCCCAACAACAUCCUUCACUGCCACAUAAUCCCCAGCAAAAUUCUUUACAGACUCAACUUCAACAGCAGCCACUAACUCCACAACAACAGCCUUCCGUACAACCUCCAUCAAUUCAAACACCUCCGCAACAACAAUCUCCACAGCCACAGGCACAACAAUUACCCUCCCCGCAGAUACAACAAUUGCAGUCUUCACUUCCUCAACAAUUACAAACUCAACAGACUCAAGUGCAAAUAUCACAACCGCCUCCACCACAGCCUCAAUUGCAACCAACACAAUCUCAACUGCAACCACCACAAUCUCAACCACAGCCCCCUCCAGUCAUGGUGCCGCCACCACCUUCUAUUCCACCAGCAUUAGGAUCAGACUCACCUUCAAAUGUUGUUUCAUCAACUACAGAAUCACCGCCAAAAUUACCCGAACCUAAAGCUUAUUCUGCUCCUUCAACUCAACAAUACCCAGCAUUAUCACAGUCUUACACUCAAGUGCCUUCAUUUCAACUUUCGCAGAACUCUCAAGUUAAUGUUCCAAAUGUAUAUUCACCAAAUCAAGCUCCUUCAAAUGCUGCUCCUCCACAACAUCCACAUUCAGGUAUGAUGCAGCCGCCUCAAAUUCCCCCUCCUUCUCAAGGCGCACCAUCGUCAACUCCAUCAACUGGAUUUCCUCCAUAUCCACAACAGCAACCUUAUUCAUCUCAAGCAAUGCCACCCAGGCCUUACACAUACCCUCCACAACCAUAUCCUCAGUAUACACCCCAUCCAUACUAUCAUCAAGCGCCUUAUCAACAAUAUCCGCCGCCACCUCCACGUGUAGCAUAUCCUCAACAAAUAGGUACUGUUAAUCAAGAUGCAAAUCAACCACCGCUUGAAAAUAUGUAUAAUGCACCUUCAAUGUCUGGUCCAUCUGAAAAACCAAAUGAUGAAAAUAAGCAAUUAAUUGACGAAGUGAAAUCUACUGAACCAAACACAGCACAUGAAAAACUGGCUGAACAAGAAGAAACAGUUCCGCCCCAACCAUCUUCAGCAAAACUCGAUGAAGUUUCACAAUAAUAUAUUUAUAAAUGUUAAAUUUUUUUUUAUUAUAUUUCAUUAUGAAUCUAUUGUGCUAAGUUUAAAAAAAAGGACUAGAAUUUGUAUCAUACUACAAUAUUGAAAGAAUAUUAAUUUUAAAAUGAUUUAAUCAGAUUAUUUACAGAAAAACAUUUUUUAGAUUUAGAAUAUACUAUGGGCAAUGGUUUUAAUUAACAAAAUCUUGUUUUAUUUUUCCCUCAACUUAUGAGCUAUCUGAGUUUUUCAUUAUAUUGGUAACAUAAUUUGUGUAGCCUGAUUAUUUUGUAAUUUCAAAUAAUGUAUUUAAAAAAAUAUAUUUACUGUAUACAAUUGUUUCUAAUUAAAACAAAAGUGAAAUUA
Messenger RNA from Myzus persicae (green peach aphid), 3908 nucleotides. RefSeq names its product mediator of RNA polymerase II transcription subunit 15 (gene Bap111). Lineage: Eukaryota; Metazoa; Arthropoda; Insecta; Hemiptera; Aphididae. Gene Ontology annotation, molecular function: nuclear receptor binding; nucleosomal DNA binding. The coding region runs from base 183 to 3548 and encodes 1121 amino acids. Gene Ontology annotation, biological process: negative regulation of DNA-templated transcription. The transcript is spliced from 13 exons. Gene Ontology annotation, cellular component: SWI/SNF complex. The record is from RefSeq and is a predicted model, not a curated record.